Molecule: messenger RNA, 977 nt
Organism: Alnus glutinosa
Lineage: Eukaryota; Viridiplantae; Streptophyta; Magnoliopsida; Fagales; Betulaceae
Exons: 3
Coding region: 193-843 (216 amino acids)
Biological process (GO): regulation of DNA-templated transcription
Molecular function (GO): double-stranded DNA binding
Source: RefSeq, a predicted model, not a curated record
CUUGGGGUAUAGGAUUCAAUGCAGCCAAACAGACCCUUAGGCCACGCUAAGCUAUUUGGCUACAAUCACAACCGACGGACAGAGGCUUGGCGUCUGAUCCCAGUUCCUGUGGCGCAUAUACUCGGACCGGGCCCCACUUUCCGUUAGGUGCUGGUGGCAAGGAAGCAAGUACCCUUUGCAUUCAGUACAGGGAUGCUAGGGAAAUCAUUGGUCUCUCCUCUUUUGACCUUUGGUUCUGCAACACCCUUCUGCUUUUCCGCUGCUGAUCUUGCCACUGCUAAGCCAAAUAUUGUGCUGUUGAACGUGAACUUCUCUAAUGGUCUUUCACAAGAUGUGCUCAGAGGAUCUAGGUCCACCAAUUUCUCUCCUAAGAAAUGGGUAAUACGUUCAACUGCACAAAUUGAAAAUUUAAGUUUGAGUGAUGAAGAUAGGAAGACGUGGGAAGCAUGCAGGGAAUCUCUAUCUGCAUUCGAUUUCAGUGUUGAGGAGGAAGACAAGAUACUUGGAAAAGCAUUUGGCCAGUUUCAUUCACCUUACUGGGGUGAAGAACGUAAAGGAGAAGUACCAAAAUUUGAAGUUGUCAAUGAAAUAUUGGAUUAUCUUAGGGGUUUAAGCCUUUCCAAUGAUGAUAUCUGCAAGUUGCUGAAAAAAUUUCCUGAAGUUCUUGGAUGUAGUCUUGAACAUGAGUUAAAAACCAAUGUGCAGAUCUUGGGAGAGGAAUGGGGAAUAAAAGGGAAAACUCUUCGUAACCUUCUUCUUCGAAACCCAAAAGUGUUGGGUUAUAAUGUUGAUUGUAAGGGAGAUUGUAUGGCACAAUGCACUCGAUGUUGGGUUCGGUUUUAGCCGUAUGUCUACUAUUUUAUAUGCUUUUCUCUGUGUACAAAAGGGAGCAUCUUACUAUACCCAAACUAGUUGACUGAUCUGUAAGUCCAAAUUUAUUCAAUGUUCAUUUGGUCUAAAGAUUUUUUUUUUUUCAA